Xiphophorus hellerii (green swordtail) is the source of this 2134-nucleotide messenger RNA. Its product is annotated as protocadherin gamma-C3-like. Gene Ontology annotation, biological process: homophilic cell-cell adhesion. The coding region runs from base 639 to 1817 and encodes 392 amino acids. NCBI's taxonomy places the organism in Eukaryota, Metazoa, Chordata, Actinopteri, Cyprinodontiformes, Poeciliidae. Gene Ontology annotation, molecular function: calcium ion binding. The transcript has a single exon. The record is from RefSeq and is a predicted model, not a curated record. Gene Ontology annotation, cellular component: plasma membrane.
GGCAGCGGUUAGGCAGAACCCUUCGCGUCAAAAAUUCACGUAAAACAUGUGACCUUCCCAAGUAGUCAAUAUGUGACGAGUCGGGAGUGAGAAUGUGUUGCAAUAAACAUCUUCAAAUCGUGGUUUGCUUUUAUACUGUGGCUCAAUCUACUGAUGCAUAAUUAUACAUGUAUGAUUUGCAGCAUAUUGGAAUAUUCUUAUCUCUUCGCCCCAUGCCAAUGAAUGUCACCUUGCGCCUCGCUAAUUGCUGUUUUCACAAUGGUGAAUUAUUGUUUGCAUACUCCUACAUCGUAAAAAAAAAAUCUCACAUUAUAUACAAGCAAAACAUUCAUUUCGAUUCAUAUACCUAUAUGAGUAAAUGCAUUUUAAAACAAGUAUUUUAACUGAGUUAUGUUGGUUUGAUGCAGUUCCCCCAAACUGUCCAUGAGGCGACAGUCAAGACCGUAACACCGACGGGGAUCGUUGAUUUGAAAAGGCACCUCCCAUGUUCAGAGCAUCCAUUUUUAUCGGUACAUUGUGAGGCUUAGACGCAGUGAAAGACAGCAACAUUUUGUGUUUCGCGUCUGUAAAAAUAUUCCCUCUCCAUAUGAAUCAAGGGUUUUGUACGGAUCUAUGUUUUGUUAUCGCUGGGCGGAACUAUGGAUCCUCUGAGAGGAGUGAUCUCCUUUGGAAUAUAUCUGCUGUUUGUUUCCGUGGAGCAUAACAGUGGAGCCGUGUCUGGGCAGCUUUCUUACUCUGUACAGGAAGAGGUAAACCCCGGGACUUCAGUUGGCAAUUUGGCGAAGGAUCUCAACAUUAAUGUGCAGGAUUUGGAGUCGCGUAUGUUCCAGACAGUUGCCGGAUCAAAGACAAAGUAUUUUGAUGUCAAUUUAAAGUCAGGAUUUCUUUACGUCAGUGAGAGAAUCGACAGAGAACUUCUUUGUGCGAAGGCGACAGCAUGCACCAUAAAUGUAGAAGCUGUGAUUAACAAUCCACUCAAACUUUAUCAGAUUGAAGUCAUUGUUCUAGAUGUAAAUGAUAACGCGCCUGUUUUUAGUACGAAAUCUCAAACUAUCAACAUAGCGGAGAACAUUUUGCCAGGAACAACAUUUCCUCUGUUGUCCGCAUAUGAUGCCGAUGUGGGGAAAAACGGUAUAAGCAACUAUAAGCUAAAGCCUAGCGAGUAUUUUUCUUUAAAAGUACACAAAGGUGAGAGUGUGUCAGCGGAGUUAGUCCUUCAGAAAGCCUUAGAUCGUGAGAAGCAGGAAAUAAUUAAACUUACGCUAACAGCAAUAGACGGAGGGACACCAGUGAAAUCAGGUACAUCAGAAAUUAUUAUUCGUGUCCUUGAUAUAAACGAUAAUAUUCCCACUUUUAUCAAAACACUGUAUAAAACAAGCAUUACAGAAAAUGCACCCCUCGGAAUGACUUUAGUCGAGGUGGCUGCGACUGAUGCAGACCAGGGAUUGAACAAAGAAAUUGUAUAUUCAUUGAAUUCAAACGAUCAGGACCACGUUUUAGAAAUAUUUGAAAUUGAUAGCGACACGGGGGUAUUAACAGUUAAAGAGAAUAUAGACUUUGAAUUAAAUCCAUCUUUUGAGAUUCGCGUGCAGGCUGCAGACAAAGGCAAUCCUCCGCUAACAGCUCAGUGUAAAGUCCUGGUGGAGGUGGUGGAUGUAAAUGACAAUGCGCCUGAAAUCACUGUCACGUCACUGCUCCGUAGUGUCAAAGAGGACGCUGAAAUAGGCACUGCAGUUGCACUUGUGUCAGUUCUCGAUAGAGACGGUGGCAAAAAUGGUGAAGUGAAAUGUGAGAUUUCCGAACAACGUUCCCUUUAAAUUAGAGACAAAUUACAAAAAUUAUUAUACUCUGGUUUUAAGUCACGCUCUAGAUAGAGAAAUAAUUUCUCAGUAUAACAUUACAAUUAAAGCUACAGAUGAAGGGAGCCCUACGCUGUCUAAUACAAGUGUUGUUUCGAUUCAAGUUUCCGACGUAAAUGAUAACGCGCCUCAGUUUUCUGAGGCUGUAAUUAAUAUGUAUGUGCAGGGAAAAUAGUCCAGUUGGGACGGUUUUAAAAGCAGUAUAUGCAACUGAUGCUGAUGCUAGUGAAAACAGCAUGGUGAGCUACUCCAUAAUCAGUAACAAUAACUUUGUA